Molecule: messenger RNA, 939 nt
Organism: Caenorhabditis sp. 36 PRJEB53466
Lineage: Eukaryota; Metazoa; Nematoda; Chromadorea; Rhabditida; Rhabditidae
Source: the annotation of a GenBank genome assembly
AUGUCCCGUUUCUCUGGAAAAGCCGUGAUCAUCACCGGAUCCUCGAAUGGAAUCGGUAGAUCCGCGGCCGUUCUGUUCGCCCAGGACGGUGCCCAAGUGACUAUUACUGGCAGAAACGCGGAAAGAUUGGAAGAGACGAGACAGCAGAUUCUGAAAGCGGGAGUGCCGGCUGGAAAUGUGAAUGCAGUGGUGGCGGAUCUGACCGAGACAGCCGGGCAGGAUCUGGUUGUGAGCACGACUCUCGUCAAGUUCGGCAAGAUUGAUGUCUUGGUGAACAAUGCGGGGGCCAACCUGACGGACGGAACCGCCAACACCGAUCAGUCCAUUGAUUUGUACCACAAAACGCUGAAAUUGAACCUUCAAGUCGUCAUCGAAUUGACUCAAAAGACCAAGGAACAUUUGAUCAAAACGAAGGGAGAGAUCGUGAAUGUUUCGAGUAUUGUCGCAGGACCACAAGCGGUGGGUGAAGAGAAAAUGGGCAACGUCUAAAAAUCAUGUUCAAAUCUUCAGCAACCCGGAUUCCCGUACUAUGCGAUCGCAAAAGCAGCCCUUGAUCAGUACACCCGAUGCACUGCCAUCGAUCUCAUUCAGUACGGUGUCCGAGUGAAUUCGGUCAGUCCGGGAGCCGUUGCGACUGGAUUUUUGAAUGCAAUGGGAAUGCCAGAUCCUCUCACCGAAAAGGUAAGUUCAAACACUAUCUAAACUCGCUUACAUUUUCAUUCGUUUUCAUUUCAGGUGCUCAGUUUCUUGGAGUCGAAGAAGGAAUGUAUCCCGGUGGGACAUUGUGGACGUCCGGAGGAAAUCGCCCACAUCAUCCUGUUCCUUGCCGACAGAAGACUCUCGUCCUACAUUAUCGGACAAUCGAUCGUGGCCGACGGAGGAACCACCUUGGUUUCCGGAAUGAGCGCACACGACAUUCUGUCCAUUCUCAGCCAGUAA